Plasmodium fragile is the source of this 2040-nucleotide messenger RNA. RefSeq lists its product as uncharacterized. The transcript has a single exon. The coding region runs from base 1 to 2040 and encodes 679 amino acids. The record is from RefSeq and is a predicted model, not a curated record. NCBI's taxonomy places the organism in Eukaryota, Apicomplexa, Aconoidasida, Haemosporida, Plasmodiidae. Gene Ontology annotation, biological process: transport along microtubule. Gene Ontology annotation, cellular component: cytoplasmic dynein complex. Gene Ontology annotation, molecular function: dynein light chain binding; dynein heavy chain binding.
AUGCAGAGCACGGACGAGCCAGACCUCCUCAGGCCGAUGGACGAGGAGGAGAGGGAACACCUGCAAAACAAACUGAACGAGCAGAGACUCAAGCUGGAGGAAAACAAAAAAUACCUGGAGCAGUUACGCAACGAGAGCGAAAAUGGGUUUUUUACCUCCACAAAUGGAAGGCACAGCCAGGGGGGGGACUACCCCGACCCGGACACUAUACUGAAAAGCUUCCUCGAAUCGAUGGAGAAGGAGGAACUAAGCAUGGACGCGCUGCAGGAGCAGGUGGACGGAGGCAACGAACAAACGUCCCACACGGAGAACAACCAGAGCCACCACCUAGUCAGUAACAACAUCCCCCAGGAGAACUUCUACGCCAACGCCAACCCGCUGGAGGAAUACGCAGAACAGAACAAUUUUCUCUUCCUAAAAAAAUCUUCAGCAAAAAAUUUCAACUUUAAAAUUGGAAGAAAAGCGCCAACUGAAGAGAAGGCCAUACACAUUGAAAAAAAAAUUGUGAGCCAAUUUGACAAGUCCAUUCAGGUGAACGUCCUAACGGAUGAGGCCACUUCGCCGCGUCACCACUCACGAAAUGGAAAGAAGCGGAAGGACAAAUUCGCUUCCCUCCUCUCGAAUGGGCAGCCUGAUGGGGACGGAGAAUUCAAAUCGGGGAAAUUUUAUAAGACCAAGUUGGGUAAGAAGGACGCCGUUUUGAAAAAGGGUGUAGCACUGGGGGGGACCUCCCCCGAUGGCGCAGUAGAAGCAGAGGCGGGUGAACCCCUAAAUGGGAAAGACCCGAACCAAGCUGACCUCGUCCUUCGCAGCAGAGGAUUUCUGUCCUUCUUAGAACGCAGCUCUAAAAUCGUGGAGAGGUCCCUAGGAGAGCAAGACGUCCUCAACGCCACCUUCGACUUUGCAGCCAAGGACAUAACAGGAGACUCGGAGAGUACUGAAAGGAUGAAGCUUGUGAAUACCUAUUUCUGUAAAAAGUACACAAAUGGAAGGCCCAUAACAGAUGUGAGGACGUCCAACCUUUAUAGUGAACUGUUUCUAGCUUCCUACGGCUUGUCUACAACAAGCAACUACACCGACCCUGAUGGUUAUGUCCUAGUCUGGAACAGCACAAUGAAUGGUCGACCCGAGUACAUAUUCACGUCAGAGGCAGCCGUAUGCACCUCCGUCUUUAACAAGUUCAAUCCACACCUAAUCAUAGGAGGGACAUACACAGGGAACGUCGUUUUGUGGGAUAUACGAGCUAGCCAAAAACCAGUACAAAAAACUUACCUGACUGCGCAAGGUCAUUUGCAUCCCAUAUAUUGUGCAGAAGUUAUUGGGACGCUGAAUGCACACAACUUAGUGACCGCGGACACGGAUGGGAGGCUAUGCAACUGGUCAUUAAACAUGUUGACCUACCCAUCUGAUACGAUUGACUUGAAGAGAACUAACAAGGAAGUAUCUUGCUGCUGCUUCUCUUUCCAAGAAGGAGAAAUAAACACCCUCUACGGAGGAGCCGAUGAUGGUACCUUAUUUCAAGCACAAAUACAUGGUACCAAGGUAGGCAUCACUGAGUUUUAUAACAUCCACCAUGGCCCAUUAACAGCUGCACAGUUCCAUCCACUCAUUGAUGAGGUCCCUGAUGACCACAACGAUCUUAUACUAACCUGUUCUGUUGACUGGUCUUGCAAGCUGCUAAGUAUAAAGGAACCCCAGAACGCUCUCUACACAUUUGACUGCUUCGAUGAUUACCUUAUGGAUGUGAAGUGGAACCCUGUGCACCCAGCGAUUUUCGCCACGUGCAGUAGUAAUGGAAACAUAAAAGUGUGGAACAUGUGUUUCGAGCUGGACUGUUCCUAUUUCGAUAUGACUGUUCAGGCAAAAACGACAAAUAAAAUUGCUUGGUCAUGUGACGGAAGGAAGCUGCUUGCGGGCGACUCGGAUGGGACCUUGACUCUUUGGAACGCCUCCAGCGAGAUUUACCAGCCCAGGUCCGAGGACAUCGCCAAGUACAGUGCACGGGUUGAGAAGAUGCGGGUUGAUAGAAGCGCUGCGUGA